AUGCCUGUUGUCGGAUGUCAAGCGUUCAUCCUAGCCGACACUGGUAAAACUGUAUCUGUGAGUGCCUACAACCCUGACUAUCCAAGCAAACAGAUCCCUGUCGUCGAUGCUGCCCUCUUGUAUCAAGAUCGUUUCAGCGGGGAGGAACAUAUUUUGGUGAUAAGAAAUGCUCUUCACGUACCGUCGAUGGCAAACAAUUUGAUCCCGCCGUUCAUCAUGCGAGAACAUGGCAUCAAAGUCAACGACACAGCGAAGAUUCAUACCUCGGACCCUUCAAGUGAUGAUCAUGCGAUUGUCCUUGAUACGAAUGUCAGGAUUCCGUUAUACUUGUAUGGAGUGUUCUCCUAUUUUUCGACAAGAUGCCCAACGGAAGAGGAGCUGCAAUCAACAGGAAGUGUCUAUGUUUUGACGCCUGAGCGGUUUGACCCUCAUGAAUCUUCUUAUGCCCAAAGAGAAGGCGAGAUCCGAUUACCGGAAGACCGAACAUGUGAAAAGCUACUGUUAGCAGACAUUCCUGGCCCUAGUGCGGUUGUCUGUGCGGCUAAUGCUCUGUCCUCACUCGAACAAUCUGAAAUUGACGUGAACCUUCUAACACACGAAGUCGAUAAUGUACCAUUGGCGCCAAUUAAUGCAGAGCUUGCGGCGCUAUCCACCGACGUGUGUGACCGUUCCCUAUUUGAAAAACUGUCGGCUCGAGCUGAAGUUGCUGCGAUGCAAAAGUCCAUUGGCACAUGCCAUUCAGAAGGUGGCGUCACACUACUGGAUCGUCCACAUACUGAUGACCCAGAUCGCCCACCGGAUAUCAGCAUUGGAAGCUUGAGUACGGAACAGUUGAUGGAACAUAUGUUGGAACAUGAGUUAUG
Molecule: messenger RNA, 863 nt
Organism: Cylindrotheca closterium
Lineage: Eukaryota; Bacillariophyta; Bacillariophyceae; Bacillariales; Bacillariaceae
Source: the annotation of a GenBank genome assembly